Molecule: messenger RNA, 1202 nt
Organism: Phlebotomus argentipes
Lineage: Eukaryota; Metazoa; Arthropoda; Insecta; Diptera; Psychodidae
Exons: 4
Coding region: 144-974 (276 amino acids)
Cellular component (GO): membrane
Source: RefSeq, a predicted model, not a curated record
GGCCAAAAAUCCAUAUUGCAAUCCCUCAAUGAGGACAAUCACGUAGAAAAAGUCCCUCAAAAAGUGUUCAUUCUCCUCUUGUGAGUUUUGUGGAAUUGUGCUUUAGUCCUAAACAGAGAGGAUUCAACCAAGAAACCGAAGCAAUGUUGAAGCUGCCAGAGAAACUCUUCCUCUUCACCAUCAUUUUCUGUUCUGUCUUGAAAGGCGCAAUUAAUCUUCAACUCGAAGGAUUGUCAACGAAGAAGCCCAGAAUCACCAAGUACACCACGAAAUCCUCCCAAACUGUGACCUCAUCGCCUGCGACGACGUCAUUCUAUCGUGUUAACGCCACAAAUGGCGCAACUUGCAUCCUGAUCAGGACUGACGGACUCCUCAGCAUCCAGUACAGGACCAAACUCGGAGAGGACAAGGAAGCGGACAUCUUCAUGCCGGACAACGUUGAUCUGAAGGGCGAGUGCGACGAGGACGAGUCCAGCCUCACGAUGGGCUUCAAGGGCUUCGUGCUGACGAUGAACUUCAAGAAGACGCCGGGCGGUGAGCGAUGGUACAUCAACAACGUGGAUCUCGCCUACUCGUCCUCGAAUCGCGUGUUCGAGCACGUGGACCGACCCAACCUGGACGUGAAGCUCUCCACGCCGCUGCACAACACUCUGCUGUUCCCCACGCCCGUGGGCAAGUCCUACACUUGCGACCAGGAGCGCGUGGUCACGAUGUUCUCCCAGGACGAGGACGACCGAUCUGGGCACUUGGCCAAGCUGUAUCUGCGCGACUUGCGCAUGCAGGCCUUCAUGUACAAGAAGGCCAGCACGUGGGGUCCGUCCUAUCAGUGCAGCGCCACGGGAACCUAUCGUGACGAGACGGCGCCCAUCGCCGUGGGCUCCACGCUGGCCGUGAUGACGCUGUGCAUCAUCACGGGCUACGGCCUGUGGCGGUACUUCAAGGUGAAGAAGGUGCAGUACGGCACCAUGGAGUAAACUCCUCCGAAAGCGAUUUCUUUGAAGAAAAAAGAACCUUAUUUCACCAUUCCGAUGAGAGGUCAGAGAUGGACGAAAAGUCCGGGAUUUGAACCCAAUCCAUUCUGCACAGCACAGUCCUGAAUUGUCGCAGGUUCGAAUCUCGCAAUGCCAAAGGCGGGAAAAUUGCCAUAAAUAAUGUUUUGAGCGUUUUAAGCGUGAAUUGAUCAAUUAAAGCGAAUCGUCAAU